Molecule: messenger RNA, 3778 nt
Organism: Thunnus maccoyii (southern bluefin tuna)
Lineage: Eukaryota; Metazoa; Chordata; Actinopteri; Scombriformes; Scombridae
Gene: map7d1a
Product: MAP7 domain containing 1a
Exons: 20
Coding region: 335-2785 (816 amino acids)
Biological process (GO): microtubule cytoskeleton organization
Cellular component (GO): microtubule cytoskeleton
Source: RefSeq, a predicted model, not a curated record
CAGAGCAUCAGCUGUGGUGUGUCGGAGAGUGCGAAACUUCCCGCACUCCUCCUCCCCCGCGUUUCUCCCAAAUUCACUCUGACACCUUUUUUAUUUAACUUCUCUCAGGAGCAGCCACCGGUGCGUCUGUCUGAGAGCAGUCUGGGUUUUUUGUGUGUUUUUUUUUGUUCUAUUUCUGUCUGAGAUCACUGGACGCUCUCAGGAGGGUUUCCUGCCCCGGUUCGUUCAGGACAUCGGGUGCAACUGGAGUGACUCGACCAAGUUUCCCCCCCUCAUUACUGCCUGAGGAAUGAGAGGACUGCUGGAGAGGAAGAGCCGAAACUCCCAUGUUUGAAUGAACAAAAGAAUAGAAAGCGAGGGUAUUGCCGCCGAAAUGGAGGAAAAUACUCUGCCAGCAGCAAAAUCUCCCCACUCACAACUGAUCAAAAACCCCACAAGGCCUGAUCCGGAGGGGGAGAGCAGCCCCCCGAAGACAGACAACACCCAGAGAAUGGAGUCUCCAGCUAAGAAAGAUACAAACCGGAGAUUGACCACCCCCACAAAACCUGAUGUCAUUCCUCGAUCACCUGGAUCACCGGCAUCCCCUGUCCCUAAGUCGAAAAGAGACAUCAUGAGGUCAGAGGAGAGGCAGCAGCUUGCCAAGGAGCGGAGAGAGGAGAAGGCCAAAUAUCUGGAAGAGCUCAGCAAGUUACAAGCUGCUAAAAAGACCCAGUGGCUGGAGAAGGAGGAGAAGGCACGGCAGCUGAGGGAGCAGCAGCUGGAGGAGCGCCGCAGGAAGCUGGAGGAACAACGGAUCAAGGCGGAAAAACGGCGAGCUGCCCUGGAGGAGAGACAGAAACAGAAACUGGAGAAGAACAAAGAACGCUAUGAAGCAGCCAUCCAUCGGUCAACCAAGAAGACCUGGGCAGAAAUCCGGCAGCAAAGAUGGUCCUGGGCCGGGGGCCUCAGCCAGAACUCUAGCCAGAAAGAGAGCAGAUGCUCUGUGUCAACGGUCAACCUGCCCAAACACGUGGACUCUGUUAUAAACAAGCGACUCUCCAAGUCCUCCGCCACGCUCUGGAACUCCCCCAGCAGAAGUCCGAAGUUAACCAGGUCAUGGUGUACUCCUGCAAAGGAGGAGAAACUUCUGAGUUUGAAAAAAAGUGCCCGUAACCUUGCACUGAGUCCAUGGGAGAGCAGUAUAGUGGACCGGCUGAUGACGCCGACCUUGUCUUUCCUUGCUCGGAGCCGCAGUGCUGCCAGUGUCCUCAGCAAUGGCAAAGAUGGUCACUCUCCUCUCUGUCCACGUUCGGCCUCUGCCAGUCCCCUGACCCUGUGUGCCCACCAGCCCCACCACCGCUGCUCCGACCGCUGGAGGGUGACGUCCAGCACACCAGACAUCACCCAACGCCAACACAGACGGAGCUCCACACCUAUGGAUAAAAACAAGAAAGAAAAGAAAGACAAGGAACGGGAGAAUGAAAAAGAGAAAAGUGCAAUCACUAAAGAGAAGGUGCUGAAGAAGAGACAGUCUCUUCCCAGUAUGAGACACAGACCGGAUCCAAGUCCUAGUCCUUUAUCAAGACAACGGCCGUCGUCUCCAGCCACACCUAAGGGCAGAACUGCCUCCCCCAGCUCUGCUGCUUCCCCAAAGCGCACACCCACUCGUGGCAGCCCGUCGACCCCUAAAGGCCGGCCCAAAAGAGCCAGGACCCCUGCCAGGAUAGAACAUCGCACCUCCUCCCCUGUCCCCCUCGAGAGGGUGAAGGAGCCUCGCAGGCCCUCCACCCCCGAGAACAGAAAGAGCUCUCCUGUGGUUUCAAUAGUAUCCUCAACUGCUUCCACACCCCAUGCGUCAAGCACGCCAGCCACAACCACUGCCACUUCCUCCUCACCUGAGCCGGUUCACUCAGCUCCUUCGGUCCAAGCAGCGACACCUGCACCCUCUCCGUCAGCCAAGCCCAUGGCAGGCACCAACGAUCCAGAGGAGGCGGCUCGCAUCCUGGCUGAAAAACGGCGGCAGGCCCGUGAACAGAGGGAGAGGGAGGAGCAGGAGCGCCGUGAACAGGAGGAGAAGGAGAGGAUCCUGAGAGAGGAGCGAAUAGCGAGGGAGGCAGAGGAGAGACGCCUCAGGGAGGAGGAGGCCCGUGCCAUGGCCGAAGAGCAGCGGAAGAGGGACGAAGCCCAGCGCCUGCAGGAGGAGAAGGAGGCUGAGGAGAAAGCCAAAGCUGAGCAGGAGGAGAACCUUCGCCUGCAAAAACAGAAAGAAGAGGCUGAGGCUAAAGCUCGAGAGGAGGCGGAGAAGCAGCGCCUGGAGAGGGAGAAACACUUCCAGAAGGAGGAGCAGGAGAGGCUGGAGAGGAAAAGGCGUCUGGAGGAGAUCAUGAAGAGGACACGCAAGACAGAUGGAGGCGACAAGAAAGAGACUAAGUCCUUCCCACUUGCACAAGUCCACAACAAAGAGGCAGAGAGCAGCAAAGGAUCUGCUGACUACCAGCCAAGGCCUGAGGUCAACCUGCCCAAUAACAAGACAGAAAAUGGACAAACCAAUGUCAGAGAGAGCUCCUCAGUUGUGAUUAAUGGGGUCCAGCCCACCAGACAAGAAAAUGGUCUGUCCACUAAAGGAGACACUGCCCACUUUGAAGACCUCAUACACCUCGCCAACCAUGGCAACACCACCAAUGGUGCACGGGACAAGUCUGAGACCAGCAUGUCCACCGAGCCGAUCCUCACUUUCGAAAGCGAGGAGUCAUUCAUAAAAAAAGCAGGCCCCAUGAAGCCUCAGCAUGUUGCAGAGGUCCUGUGACAUGUUCCAGUGUUGAAGUGUUCGUCGCCUUAGGCCACUGACCUUUUUCCCAGCCCUGCCAGCGCUCACAUGGGGAGCCCUGUGACCUGUGCCAAUCAACAACCUUUUUCUAAGCCUCUAAAAGGAAACAUACAUACUUCUCUCUGAAGAUAAGGGGGCUACUGAAGAUGAUGACAAAGCAUCAGGACGCAAGCAACAGACAAGACAGGAUGAAAGGUGUUGCUGCAUGCAACACAGGUGCAUCAGUGUUAACAUUUGUAAAGAUCUUUGUGGCACCGAUACCAUGCACCUUAUUACUCAACAGUGUCAACCUUCGUACAUUACAGUACAGCUGAGUAAUUAUUACGAUAAGCUGAAAAAGAAGUGUUUGUUUUCUUUGUUCUUUACGUUUAGUAUUUAACUGAAAGAGAAAUAUAAAUGACUGGGUACAUUUUUGUGAAUAAUGUAAAUGAACUUUGUGUGUUGGACAAAGGAGGGAAGGAUCUGCAGGUUAAAGUUGUAUGAAAGGGAGUCAGUUUAUGCUACUCUGCUGUGAGUAGACCCUCUAAAUAAAAACCAGGUAUUAUAUACAUCCUGGUCUGUAAAAAGCUACCUGUAACAGUUUUUGUAAAGUUAAACUGAAAAAUCUGGAAAAGAGAUUUGAAGUUCAAAUGCAACAGCUUCUCACUGUGUGUAAACAUACUGCCUGUUCAUACCCAAACCUGCUCAGCUAUGAUUGAUUGUAUGCAAAACUGGAUGUAAUAAUGAGUGUGCAACCUUGACAAAUAGGAUACCAGAAGUCAUGUAAGGUCACUAAGCCCUACCAUUUUACAGUUAAAUCUGCUUUUUUUACAUGUGCAGCAUGACUCCGUUUUUUUCUCAUUUGCAUUGAGAUUUCAUGAACUCAUAUGUAUUUGAAAUGCAGGUGCGUGUAUAUGCUAUAAAUAUAUUUUGAUGUGCGUUACAAGGUUAGUGGGAGUAUCUUAAGUCUUAUUAAAGACAAGCUGUCCAGUC